ACAAAACAGUUUCACUUGCCUAUAAAUUGCGCGACAAUAAGGACCAACAAGUCAUCGACACACUGAGUAGAGAUACCUCCCUUGCAGAAACUGGUGUGUCCAACAAAACCCUAGAUUUCAAUAUCUUCUUUCAGUUCUGCAACUCGUCCAGUAUCAAGAAAGUCCAGCUACCAAAUCCGAUCAUGAAGGUGAUAUUUGCGCUCUUCAUUGUGCUCAUGCUGACCACAGCAGCUCUACAAGCCGAUGCAGAGCGUCAGCUCAGCGAUGCGAGCAUGGGCCGCAAAGCUAGUGCUGGUGUUAGUGAUGCCACCGUUUCUACUGACAGUGCCGCUACUACUGCUGCUACUUCAAGCAAAACUACGAGAUCUCUGAGCGAUACAAGUGCUUCCACUCCUGCUGCUGCUGAUGCUACAAGCGACGCGGACGCUGAAAACGGGCCCCUAAAACAUGAGAAGAACGAUGGUUAUGGUAGCUACUCGAGUGCUCCGGCCAGCACCAAUCCCGAUAAUUCUCACCAUGAGAUAAGAGCGGGGCCAAUAGAAGUCUGAACUGAAAGUCGAUAGGCUUUUGCGUGUACCCUCUGAACCACCAAAAAAGAAAAAGAGAGAAAACCUUUUGUGUAGCCAUACUGUCUAUUGUGUGAUUUAUAGGUAUGCUGCAACAUUAUAUGUAGUCAACUGGCUCUCAGCCCAAACUGCUAUGUAAUGUAUCGUGCGUGUACUCAAGAUUGACGAAUAAAGAAACCUAGCCGUAGCUUGGUUUUGUGCGGUAA
This is a messenger RNA of Eucalyptus grandis, 772 nucleotides long. RefSeq lists its product as hypothetical. The coding region runs from base 183 to 548 and encodes 121 amino acids. The transcript has 2 exons. The record is from RefSeq and is a predicted model, not a curated record. NCBI's taxonomy places the organism in Eukaryota, Viridiplantae, Streptophyta, Magnoliopsida, Myrtales, Myrtaceae.